Molecule: messenger RNA, 8566 nt
Organism: Nematostella vectensis (starlet sea anemone)
Lineage: Eukaryota; Metazoa; Cnidaria; Anthozoa; Actiniaria; Edwardsiidae
Product: sushi, von Willebrand factor type A, EGF and pentraxin domain-containing protein 1-like
Exons: 40
Coding region: 33-7910 (2625 amino acids)
Biological process (GO): Notch signaling pathway
Molecular function (GO): Notch binding; calcium ion binding
Source: RefSeq, a predicted model, not a curated record
ACACAUCCACUCACUUCAUUUACGCGGCAGACAUGAAGAAGAUUACGGUGCUUGCCGUGUUCUUGGCUCUGGGUUAUCUCCACCAAGCCGCAGCCGCCAGUUGGCUUGAUAAGUCUCUAGAUGAGCUUAAAAAGCUGCGUGGCUCAGUGGAAAAUCGUAAAGCAGAUCUCCUUUUCCUUCUUGACACGUCUGGUAGUUUGAGUCUUAGCAACUUUAACACGGAAAAGAAGUUCAUAAGAAACCUAUUGAAUGUCAUCGCCGUUGGAUUUGAUGCCACUCGAGUUGAGAUCAUCACAUUUGGCUCUGAUGUAAAUCGUCGCGUGCCCUUCAUUUCGGAGGCGCACGAAAAGGACACAAAGUGCACGUUCAACGAGAAGUUCGCUAACGUUGUGCAUGAAUGGGGUAUGACGAAUAUGAGGGGCGCAUUCGAGAAGGCGUACGAAGUGUGCAAGGGCACUUGGAGUGGAAAAAAGCGCUUGAAUAUCAAGACCACUGUCAUUCUCAUAACGGACGGACACUGGAAUUGGCCUUGGCAAAACCCUGACCCCGUGCCUAAGGCCCAACAGCUGAUCAGGGAAGGCGUGGAGAUUCUCGCGUUUGGUGUUGGAUACGGAAUUUCGCUCUCUAACUUACAAACAAUUACAGCAAAUCAGCGAGCUGGCCAUACAUACGCCUUCCAGAUCAGUAACUUUGAUGAGUUCAAUAAACUCGCAACUUAUCUAAGGGGAGAUCCUUAUCAAAAGUCAAAGGAAUGGGCCCCAGUUCCCGUGAGCAAGUGCAGGGGCGGAUGUGACGUCACUGCCAAGUGUACCUGUGGACUGGUGUAUGGUGAUUACAAAUGCUCCUGUCCUAUGGGGCGCAAAGGAUCUGGAACUCCUGGCGACUGUACGCCUUGCGGACAUGACACUUACAAGUCGUAUGAAGGAUUUGCUGAAGAGUGCACUAAAUGUCCGAAAAACUCUGGACACCAGAAGACCGGGCAAACCCAUAUAAGUGAAUGCAAAUGCAAGCGAGGAUACACGGGAACACCAGAAAAUGGGAACGAUUGUACUAUUCGCCAUUGUGCUGACAUCAAGGCCCCCGACAAUGGCGACAUAGAGGGGGGUUCGUGCAAUACCGCAUAUGGUAGCACGUGUAAGCUGAAGUGCAAACAAGGCUUCAAGGAGACAGGAGCCAAGACUAUCAACUGCGUGUAUAAGCCUGACACUGGCGAAGUUGUUUGGGAUAAGCCAGCGACCAUGUGCCAAGUGAUUACAUGUCCUUCCAUCACCGUGGGAAACUCCGAUAACCCCAACGGCCAGUGCAAGCUUCCUAACGGGCAGGCGUCAACCAGCCGUGAAUACCAGACGGUCUGCGUAUGGCAGUGUUCACGAGGGUACCGCCAUACUGGAGACUUGACAAGGACCUGCCAAGUGGACGGCCAAUGGUCUGGCACCAUGCCAGUGUGUUCAGCCGUGAUGUGCAAACCGCUGCCCUCUGUCAACAUUGGUAAUUAUCAUCCUCCAAGUUUGAAUUGUGACUCGGUGGAGCAGAAAUUCGACCAAGUAUGCAGUCACCGCUGCCCAAGCGGCUACCACAUGAGUCCAGGAACUGUGGGAGAUAUUUCCAAUGAUUUCACGUGCAACUUUGAGACAGGCGAAUGGGAUGGCCAGCAGAAAAUAUGCAAAGAUUUCGAGCCACCCACCCUAACAUGCCCUAGUCAAGAUCAAACAGUCGAGAAUGACCCAGGUCAACAGUACGCUACGGUAGAUCUCGGAGUGGACUUCAACGACAACUCCCUGAAGCAAGGCCUGACCAAGAAGGAGAGCUUCAAGGUUGUGUUAAAGAUAAACAAAAAGGAAGUCGACGCAUCGUUGACACAGCACAAACUGCCGAUAAGAACACAGCAAAAUGAGAUCACCUACAAUGUAACAGACCCCGCUGGAAACGAGAACCUGUGUAACUUCAGGGUCAGAGUAAACGAUGUGGAGCCUCCGACUUGUUCGAGAUCUUGUCCGCCUGACAUCAUCAAGGAACUCACCACCAAACGCUACCAGCCUAUUUGGGACAUUCCUAUUUGCACGGACAACGAUGGUAUUCCGCCCAGGAUGGUGUCGUCUAGACAAAUCUCGGACCACCUGGAUGUUCCUGGAAUAUACGCAGUCACGUACGAUGUAAGCGAUCAGCAAGGAAACAAGUAUAACUGCAGCUUCCAAAUCCGGUUAACAAGACCGCAGUGUAAGGCAUUUGCACCGCCAAAGAACGGAGCGUCGCAGUGCUUUGAUUGGAAUGGCCAGCUUAUUUGCUCCGUCAGCUGCAGGCAAGGAAACGAUUUUGUUUUUGAGCCAGCGAUGAGUUACUUGUGCUCUGCGGCAAUAUGGAACACUUACCCCGGGCCGUUUGGAGGGCUUCAGACGACUCCCUGGCCAGACUGUUCGCCGAGAGCCGGACCUUCUAAAGUGGGGAUGAUGUUCAGGCCUAUGUUCUUUUUCAAUGGCGACUGCAAUGAACCGGAUGUGCAACAGCAACUCAAGAGUAGCUUCCUCCAGCUGAUGGGGCUUCCUUUUAUCCCGCCUGGUUUUUGCAAAACAAAUGACAACUGUAAACAUGAAAAUCUCAAAAUUGCUUGUGGCGAAGUAGAUGUAAAUGCCAGACGGAAGAAGCGAUCUGGAACUAAACAAGUUUACUUCCAAAUGGAUUAUGUCAAGGCUUCGCCUGCAAUCACGGGUGCUGACGAUCUCAGCGAGCAAGCGCUUUACGUAAACCUGAAAAACAAUGUGGACGCUGAGCGGCCAGCCAUCGAAAAUGGACUUAAAAAAAUCGACUGGGGCGCUGCCAAACUCACACUCGACAAACUGAACCUCAAGCCCGCCGACGCGUAUUGCUCGGAUGACGGCGCCGUUGUACGAAAGUGUUCUAAAAAUGAUCUCCUUUACACGCAGCGCUGUCGUUAUAAAGACAGUGGCGAAGUUACACGCUGUAUUCGCUGCCCUAUCGGGACGUAUUACGAGAAAGAUCAAGAGAAAUGCAUUAACUGUCCCGAGGGAUCGUAUAUGAACCACGAGGGCGCUCUCGAGUGCAAGGCGUGCCCGGACGGCACGUGGACCUUUGGAUCCCAUAAGGCAAACUUCACAAAUUGUCAAGCCGAGUGUGGGCCUGGGUACUUCUCUGCCACAGGGAUCGCGCGAUGUUAUCCGUGCAAGGCAGGCGAAUACUCGAGUGGGGAGCGUAACAAGAAAUGCGAACAAUGCCCUAAAGGAACCACCUCCGUCUCCGCCAGAUCCACUCGACUUGAAGACUGCGGAAUGAAAUGCGCUCCUGGUACGUAUUCUAGCAACGGAGUGGAGCCUUGCACGAGCUGUCCCAUUGGAAGCUUUCAGAAUGCUACCGGUGGAAUAGCGUGUCGACCUUGUCCAGGCCGCCUCUCUACGCACGGAACUGGAGCAGACGAUGAAAGCGCAUGCGUGGAGGUGAACGACUGCGCGUCCAGCCCAUGUAACAACAACGCCAAGUGUAUAGACACAAAGGAAUCCUACAGAUGCGAGUGUCUCCCCGGAUUCCAAGGCGCUAACUGUGAUAAGGAGGUGGAUGAAUGCGACAAGCAGCCUUGCUUUGGUGCCGCCACAUGCGUGAACAGGGUGAAUGGCUAUUCCUGCCUGUGCCCGCCUGGCUUCGUAGGCACCCAGUGUGACACGCCCGUCAAGGUGUGCAGUACCCAGAACCCUUGCGUGCGUGGCACGUGCGUCGAGCAGUCUGGAGGAGCGCAUUGUUCCUGCCCGCUUGGAUUUGAAGGAGCGUUCUGCGAACUGAAUGUAGACGAGUGCGCCUCUAAUCCUUGUCAGAACAAUGCUGUGUGUGUAGGAGGUGUGGAUAAGUUCCAAUGUAUCUGUAGACCCGGAUUCUCGGGUACGCUAUGUCAAUUCAAUGACGAUGACUGCAGCGCAAAGCCUUGCAGAAAUGGAGGAAGUUGCAUUGACAAUGAGCGCUUCUACACAUGCGCUUGCCCUGCUGGGUACACUGGCAAAAACUGCGAGACUGAGGUCCAGGAGUGCCAGUCGGAGCCGUGUCAGCAUGGCGGUACUUGCACCAAGCGCUUCAAUGGCUACGAAUGCUCCUGCGCCCCUACAUACACAGGCGCCAACUGCGAGAAAGCACUCUCAUCUGAUUACGACUUGACAAUCAACAAUCGUGCCAGCAACCCCUACGCUGCGACAAUCAAGAAGAUACCCGACUUAACGGCUUUCUCCGUAUCGUUAUGGGUCCGUUCAGAUGAUGAACAACCAGGCACCGCUCUCUCCUACAGUGUGGAAAAUAGCGGGAAACUCCAGGACGGCCUAGUUCUGCAGGACUUCGGUGGUUUGAACCUCUUCAUUAACGAUGAGGCCACAUACCUCGGGGUGGAUGUCCUUGACGGAUUUUGGCAUCACGUGGCCGUCACGUGGAGUAGCGCUAGUGGCACGUGGAAGGCCUAUAUAGAUGGUCGUCUCGUGAGGUCUUCGUCCAGUCCAUUCCAAAUUGGCCAAGUUAUCCGUGGAGGCGGAGUCAUGCUUGUUGGCCAGGAACAAGAUGAACUUGGCGGCGGAUUCAAUGCCGAGGAAAGCUUCGUUGGAGAUUUAAGUCAGGUUAACGUGUGGAGCCGUGUCCUGAGUGAUAACGAGAUUUUUACCCUCGCGUAUAGCUGUGUAGACAAGGGUGACGUGGUGGCCUGGGCCGACUUCCGCGAGAGAAUGGCUGGCGCUUACACCGUGACGCCUACGUCUUACGCUUGCAGGUUAAAUGACGCUUUGCGAUACUUUACGCUCAAUUCCAACACAAGCAUUCCACAAUUCAACGACAAAACCCUCUCUAGCACCACGCCCCAGGCCUGCGCUUCCGCGUGUGACCGGGAGACGGGCUUCAAAUGCAGAUCGUUUGACUUUGAUAAGAUCUCAAAGACAUGUUACUUGAGCCGCAAGCAUUCCGCUGACAACCUGCUGGCGUACGACACCACGGGCCGAUACAACUACUACGAGAUGAACUGCCAAAAAUCCAUGGGAGUCGACUCGAACAAAAUCAUCCUCGACAGUCGCAUGACAGCGUCAUCUUAUAGCAGCCUGCAUCUUCCUAAGUAUGGCCGUCUGCACAAGAGGGGUGAGCGUAACAGUGCAGGGGCUAUCACUCAGGCGGGAGCGUGGUGUGCGGGCACGAAUGACGCUCAUCAGUGGCUACAGAUCGAUCUGAACGCUGUGAUGAGGGUGUCGGGGGUUGCGACCCAAGGUCGAGAGGACUACGACGAGAGAGUGACCUUUUACAAGAUCGAGUACAGUGUGGAUAACACCCACUGGACUAUGUACCCCACGGUUUUGACUGGAAACACCGACCAGAACACUAUUGUCAGACACGAAGUGAGUGUGUUCCGCGCCAGGUAUAUUCGCUUCCGCCCACAAGCCUGGUACAGUCGGGUCUGCUUGAGAGCUGAGGUCUAUGGAUGCCCUGACCGAUUGGUGGCGCCGAAUGUCAAUAGUAACGACUGUAGCAGUAACCCAUGCAGGUCACGUGGCCAGUGUGUGGACAGGCUUAAAGGCUACUCAUGCAACUGCUUCCCAGGCUACUCCGGGCCACAGUGCUCCACAGUGGUGCCCUGUUCGCCGCUGGACGCCCCCGUGUACGGAUCCAAGUCUGUUUCGGGUAACACUGUUAACUUCAGCUGUCAGUCAGGAUACCAGAUUGUUGGCUCAUCUUCACGUAGCUGUACCAGCGGCCAAUGGACUGGUACCCAACCGAGAUGCGAAGAUCAAAACGAGUGCUCAGUCGGGAACCAUCGCUGUGCCCAACUGUGCAUCAAUACGCCAGGGAGCUACAACUGUGCAUGCGCUAAGGGGUACCGCCUGGACAACAACAACUGCAUCGAUAUCAAUGAGUGCAGUACGGAUAAUGGGGGCUGUAGCCAUUCCUGUCAUAAUACGGCUGGUGGAGUCAAGUGCAGUUGUCCGGGGGGAAUGGCUCUAACUAAAGGCCAGCGAACGUGUGUAGAUGUGAACGAGUGUGCCAAGAACAAUGGUGGAUGCCAACACACGUGUGUCAACACACAUCGCUCAUUCAAGUGUCUGUGUAACCGAGGAUUCAGUAUGAAUUCGAAUGGAAGGAACUGUGAUCCUCUCUCGUGUCCAGCCCUCCCGUCCAUCAGCCUUGGCCAGGUCAGCGUUCCUAGCCAGCUGGUCGGCGCCCUAGCAACCUACACGUGCAACGCUGGCUAUCGCGUGAUUGGCUCAAAGACACGCACAUGUCAGGCCGACACCACGUGGUCUGGCAUCAACCCAUCAUGUGAACGUAUCUACUGUAGAGAGGUAGGGACCGUCAAGAAUAGUGCGCGGAUGCUUGUGGGCUACUCCGGCAUUCGCGCGGUGGUGGGGAGUGUCGUGAGAUUCACGUGCAACUCAAACCACGCCAUGGGGGGCGCUGCUGACUUGGUCUGCCAGAGGGAUGGCACAUGGAGUGCUCAGCUUCCGCGAUGCAUCCCGGCGUUCUGUAGUCGCUUGCAAGCACCAACAAACGGCCAAAUCCAAGGAUUCCGCUACGAAUUGGGAGCCACUUUACGCGUCACGUGUAGUGUUGGGUAUAACCUUGUACCAGCGAGCUCCUCCUUCAGAACUUGUGAGCAGAUCUCAUCGGGUGGUGGACGAUGGACUGGCACCGACCCUAUAUGUCAGUUGGUGGACUGUGGUGAUCCUGGUAGUCUUUAUGGAGGGUCUCGCGCUCUUUCUGGGGGGACCAAGUACCAGGCAGUCGUUACCUGGACGUGCCUGGCCAAUCACCACCUACAGGGCAAGCGAACCCAGACCUGCCAGGAAGACGGCGAGUGGAGCGGUACAAAGCCAUUCUGCCUGAAGAACUCGUGUGGGUACCUGGACCCACCAGCUAACGGCAAGAAGAUCGGAGAUGAGCACAACUACGGCAAGAGCGUCACGUUCGAGUGCGACACGGGUUACCGUCUGAAGGGCUCCAAGGCACGCACAUGUCAGAACAAUGGGUUAUGGGACGGAACCCAGCCCACAUGCGAGAUUGUAAACUGCGGCGACCCUGGAACUCCAGCUAACGGCAUGAAGUUCGGUGACAAGCUGACCUAUCAGAGCGUGCUCACCUUUGAGUGCGACCCAGGCUUCAGGCUAUCUGGUACAAUCGGCCGGCAGUGUCAGGCGGACGGAACCUGGUCAGGGUCACAGCCUUCAUGCUCAGCCACAAGCUGUGGACAGCUCCGAGUGGGUCCUGCGGGAGUCAUCACUUCGCAGAACUAUCCGAAUAACUACCGAGAUUACGAGUACUGCACGUGGGAGGUCCGAGUACCUGCCGACAAAAAGGUGCGACUCGACUUCAACGACUUCAAGACUGUCGAGAACGAGGAUGUGCUCUUGAUAUAUGACACUGGAAGCCCGAAACCCAUCAUUACCUAUCACGGCAGUAUAAAACCUUUCUCGUUCACUUCAUCUGGACGCAGUGUGCGCAUCCGCUUUAUCAGCGAUGGACAAAACACCAUGAAAGGAUUCAAGAUCAGCUAUCGGCAGAUUGAUCCUCGAUGCGGAGGUGUCCUAACCACAAAUAAAGGAGUGAUCCAAACGCCAAACUUUCCGGACAGUUACGACUCAUUUGGCUUUAACCUCGACUGCGUGUGGCUCAUCUCAAGACCCAAUGAAAAGAUCGAGCUCAUGUUCUCUGUAUUUGACACCCAGCCGUCCUACGAUAAGGUUUUCGUAUACAAGGGUUACCACAACUCUACGGAAAAUGCGUUGGUCUACAUGCGCACCGGACCCACCCCGCCCGUGUACCCGUCGAUCGCCCCCUCGCACAUGUGGGUACAGUUAAAGACCGAUUACGCCUCGCAUGGCGGUUACUACAGGGGAUUCAAGGCACAGUAUUACCCAUACAACCCCUACUUUCAGCCGAAAAAGAAAUAGGCCCGUGCUUGUAUCGACAUAGAACAGAUGCAAACCAAUAAAUAAAUAUCAAUAAAUGUGCUCAGUGUCUUAAUUCCAUUUGACCUAUACAACCCCUACUUUCAGCCGAAAAAGAAAUAGGCCCGUGCUUGUAUCGACAUAAAACAGAUGCAAACCAAUAAAUAAAUAUCAAUAAAUGUGCUCAGUGUCUUAAUUCCCUUUGACCUAUACAACCCCUACUUUCAGCCGAAAAAGAAAUAGGCCCGUGCUUGUAUCGACAUAGAACAGAUGCAAACCAAUAAAUAAAUAUCAAUAAAUGUGCUCAGUGUCUUAAUUCCCUUUGACCUAUACAACCCCUACUUUCAGCCGAAAAAGAAAUAGGCCCGUGCUUGUAUCGACAUAGAACAGAUGCAAACCAAUAAAUAAAUAUCAAUAAAUGUGCUCAGUGUCUUAAUUCCAUUUGACCUAUACAACCCCUACUUUCAGCCGAAAAAGAAAUAGGCCCGUGCUUGUAUCGACAUAAAACAGAUGCAAACCAAUAAAUAAAUAUCAAUAAAUGUGCUCAGUGUCUUAAUUCCCUUUGACCUAUACAACCCCUACUUUCAGCCGAAAAAGAAAUAGGCCCGUGCUUGUAUCGACAUAGAACAGAUGCAAACCAAUAAAUAAAUAUCAAUAAA